UUUUAUCUUGCCGGCGCGUACGGACUCUCAGAUGCUACCGAACGCCGGUGCGGUGUGUACGCUGCGGUUAAAUCAUUGACUUGAUUAUUCAGACGAUUCACUCAAAAAAAGUCGCGUACACAAAUUGAAUAAGUUUAUUGCUUCUCAUCAUCAUAAAGUGUCAAAUAAUUUUCAACAGUUGUCGACUAGCUUGUGACAAAAGGCACGUGGUCCUCUUUUUCCUCGCGACCACGAGAAAUGGCUCGAAACCGUGCAUUUUACUGAGAAGGAAGUACUUAAAGGAAAUCGGAGGAAAGUAACGGAUCCUAUUGAUCUAUACUUUCCGUGAUUCAUUGUCUUGUGCCAAAAAAAUCAACUGAAGACGAUAUGGUGUUGAUGAAGAGUGCAGUUGCGGCUUUCUUGCUGCUUCAACUUCUAGUUCAGGAUAUCAAACUUGCAGAAAGUAAUGAGAUCGAUGAUUUAGUGUUUGACCAAGAUGGGAGGUCACCGGUUAUCCAGCUAUCUUUGAACGAUGAAAAUCACGAAGAAGGCUUGGAUAUUUUAAGAAGAAUAAAACGUGGAUUUAGUGACUGGUGGCUGUUUGGAGGAUCUGGUUCUGCCUCCGUCACAUCUACUACGGACGGCGCAACAACAGAAUCUCCAUUAUUUGAAAUAGUCGAUAAAAUAACUGAAGUAUCUCAUGAACGAUCUGCAAGAAAUAGUGAAGAAGUAGUAGAGGAGAACGACAGCAAUGAUGUGAUUGGUAAACAGGAGAAAAAUGACGAGGAUAAUAGUAUUGGUGAAGUUGCUGCGGGCCGUCUGCCAAAUCGAUUGUCAGAUCGAGGAUUAAUUGGUGAUACAGAUGAUGAAGAUCUUGUAGGUGGUUCUGGAGAGAUUGAAGGAAGCGCAACAGAAGAACCAGAAAGUCACACAACUGAGAGAACUGUAAAUCAUCAAGCCCGCUUUUAUCGCAUAACUUUGACUGUCUUGGAGCCUUACAUAGAUGAAUAUGCUGACCCUAAAAGUCAGGAUUACCUCGACUUAAGCAGAAACCUGACACAAGCAUUGGAAGAAUUGUUGUCUCACCGGAUUCCCAACUUUAAUCACAUCGCCAACGUCGUCAAGAUAUCUCGAGCUGAGGAUCCAUUUAAUUCUGAAGCUACUAUUGAUGUUGGAUCAACGUACACUAACGAACAUGAAAUACGACAAAUUUUGGAACAACAACUUCUUUAUCAUUCAUUAGGCAGUAUAAAAAUAGCGCCAGAAGGAUUUACAUUCCGUAGCUUCCAAGAAUGUCCCGAAUCCACGAGUCUUAAGUGUCGAGAUGGCUCCUGUGUUCCAUUAACUUCACGUUGUGAUGGCAUUCCUCAGUGUCCUGAUCAAUCUGAUGAACUUGAUUGUCCAAGUUCAGUGACUUUCAAUCCAUAUGAAUCGACUCAUCCAAGUCGUGGUGCUACAACCAAUAAUUGUCGUGGUGAUGAUACAGUACGAUGUAGUGAUGGAAGUAGGCAAAUUUGUCGAGUCCAAGUGUGUGAUGGAGUUCCUGAUUGUGAUGAUCAUGGAGAUGAAUUAAAUUGUUAUCCUAGUUGUGGAGACAGAGAAUUUGCUUGUGAUGUUCAUCGGUGCAUUUUAGAGUCUCAACAUUGUGAUUUCAAACAAGACUGUGAUGAUGGAAGUGAUGAACGUGGUUGUAGCUAUCCGGCUUGUACACAGAAUGAAUUUAGAUGUAGGAAUGGUCAAUGUAUAGACAGUCGUUAUCGUUGCAACGGCGUCACUGAGUGUCAUGACAAAUCUGACGAGUUGAACUGCCCAUGUAAAGAAGAUGAGUUCGAAUGUGCAGCACUAUUUUGUAUUUCCAAGAAAAGGAGAUGUGAUGGCAUUCAUGACUGCUCCAAUGGUCGUGAUGAAAUGAACUGCGACAACAACACUGUUCGUUGUUCCCCUGAUCAGUUCAGAUGUGAUGAUGGUAACUGCAUCAAUGGAUCAGCGAGAUGUGAUGGUCGGAGUGAUUGUUAUGAUCGGUCUGAUGAAAGAAAUUGCACUGUGAGCACUUGCAGCAGUGAUCAAUUCCGAUGUGCGGAUGGAAGCUGUGUGAGUAUCGACAAACGUUGUAACGGAAACAAUGACUGCAGAAAUGGAGAGGAUGAGAGCCAGUGCGGUUGUGGAGCUACGGAAUUUCGUUGCGACAGUGGCCAAUGCAUCCCCUACCAAUUGCAAUGCAAUGGUGUCAACGAUUGCCAGGAUGGAUCAGAUGAAAACGAACAAUGUGAAAAACACAAAUGGCAUAAAUAUAACACAAAAACAACACGAGAUAAAACAAGAAAAACGAAGAUAGAGAAAAAUAGAGAAAAUAAACGCAUCAAGCCGCUGAGGAAAAAAGAUCAAACAAUAGAUUUCCCUUUUUCUGGAAAAUAUAUUAUGGAUUCUAUUUUGGAAUCUUUUCCAGAACUAGAAAAACUUUCAUCCAAUGUUUUAAAUGAAUAUAAAAAUAGAUCGGACCACAAUUGGGAAUGGGCGAGAAAUUCAAAUAUUAAAUACCCAUCGAUCAACCGGAAAACAGUUGAGUCAAUAACAAACAAGAGUGACAAAUUGAAUUAUCAAGUUAAGCCGAUUAAGCCUAGUCAGAAUCAUUCAGCAAGAAAAUCACUGCGAAAAAUAUUUCCGCAAGUAGUUAGAAAUAAAGAUGUAACACGGGUCGAUCUACAUUUAUUAGGAAGUAAACGAAAAAGAACAAAGACAAAAAUAAAACGUCCAACGAUUCUUUCUUACAAAUACAAAAUGAACGUUAAUCAAACUUCAAUUCCAAGUUAUCAACAUAUUGGACAGUUCCUGAGUAAGGAAAAGUCAUUGACUCCGAGUUAUAAAUACUUUAAAAAAUGGCUAAAAUCAUUCUGGAACAAAGGGCAAACUGAAACUUUCAAAGAAUGGCUUGACGAAUAUAAUUCAAUUAUAAAAGAACGACGAAAAGAUAUAGAAAAUAUAAGAGAUAAAUACAGAACAAUAAUGCCAGAAGAUCAAAGGUUUAAACAAUUUCUGAUGUUUCCUAAAUGGUCAAAAAAUCUCACUACGGUGAAAACAAAUUGGGAUAAAUUUAAUGCUACGAGAACCAAAUUCAUUUUUACUACAUCAACUGUAGCUCCGAACAUAUUCCAAAAAUCUAAAAAAGUCGAUAUAGUGAUAUCUGAGAUUUCAAAUGAUAUCCAAUCGGUCAUUUUAAUUAAAUCACCAAAAGAUCAAAAAGAUAAAAAAAUGAAAAACAUUGAUGUAACUGAAAAUAACAGAAGGAUUAAAUUGAAAGCUUUUAAUAAAAUAACAACUAAUGACAUCAAUAAUGAUAUCAAUUCAUACAAUUUAAUAAAGACGAAAGAUAAAUCUAUCGGAGAAUUUAAAUUUGACGAAUCAAUGAAUAACAAAUCUGAUGCUUCAUUAUUUCAACAAAUAAACAAAGAUACUAAACAAAAAUUAAAACCGAUUUUCAAUCCACAUAAUAUCUUUGAAGCGACAAAAGGCAAUAAUAUGAUGAAUCAUAGACAAAAUAAACACAUUCCAUCAAUAAUCCAUCACUCACGGAAACAUAAUUUAACGAAAUUUUACCUGUUUGUUGAUGUACCGACAAAAGCUAGCAAAACUAAAAAUUAUUUUGACAAAUACAAAGUUACGAUACAUAAAUUAAAUCAAUCGGAUACUGAAAAAACUUCUAAAUCAAUAGAAAAUAAAGUUUAUUUUCGUUAUAAACGAUCAGAAAGCAGUGAUCUAGAUAAGUGGAAUGAGACCUCGAGUGAAAAUAAAAUAAUCGAAAAAAUUGAAAAUGUAAAUAAAUUAAACAAGGUAAAAAUUUUAAUGAAUAAUAAUCCAUCUGAUUUAUUGAAUAUUAAAGCUGAUAAGUUAGAGUAUGUUUUAAAAAAUGAUACCUUUAACGUAACAUUCAGUGGCGUAGAAGACUCUAAUAUUAUUAUUUAUAAUGACACUCUUUUAAAUUCAACUGCACAAAAGUGUGAUGUUGAAUGUGGAUUUAUGAAAAAUACAGAUCUGGAAUUACAAAACAGUACAAUAGCAAACCAAUCGAACGAAAAUUUAGAUUUAAAAUUGAUAAAUUCAAAGGAAUCAAAUUAUGUAAGUUCAAAUACAUUGGAGGUUGUGCCAUUGAAUAGUGUAAGCGUUGAAGGGAUGAUUAAGACAAGAAUUAAGGAUGAAAAAGGGAAAAAGCAUAGGGAGAGGUUCAAAGGAAAUAAAAGUAACAGAAACAACAGAGAAAGGAAUAAGAAUAAGAGAAGAAAAUCGAGAAGAGGAAAAAAGAAAAAUGAAAAGAAGAAAGGUAAAAAUGGUAAUGGAAGAAAAGGAAAAAUGAAUAAGACAACAACAACUACUACUACUACUACUACUAUUACUACUACUGAUGACACUGCUGCCAAUAGUACUCCUUCAUCUACUACCAUACGAAGUAGUAGUAGUAGUAGUAGUAGUAAUAAUUCCGUAACUUCAACAUCAGAGAACAUUUUAAUGUUCUCCUCAUUUGAAUAUUUUUUAAAUACAUCUGAUAUUAAUGCUACUACGGAUUACCCUAAUAACAUGUUAUCUACAACUCCCGUAUUGUCAUCACCAUGUUCUUGGUGGAUUUUUAGUUGGUUCUGGGGUUGUCCUUUUCCAGAGGUUCUUCCAGAAGUUUCCGAAGAUCCUUCAAUGAUUGGCCUAUUUGAUGAUUCCAAUUACAGUAAAUUUAGUUUACAAGAGCAAAUCAAUUUGUCGUUGGAAAACACAAGUGUAUCAUCAAAAACUCUAAAAGAAACGGUUGGGUCAGGACUAUUAAAAAAAUCUAUCAAUAAUACUGAUAUAAACAAUAAUCAAGUUGAUGUAAAAAUGCCGAGAACUGAUUAUUCAGAGAAUGCUAUUGACUUAGAUUUAAACUCUAGAUUAUAUGAUCAAGAGUUGGAAUUUGAUUGUCCCAAUGGGGAGCACCAUUGUGAUGGAUUGUGUGUUGACAUUGAAAAAAUCUGUGAUAAAAAGAAUGAUUGUUUAGAUGGAUCUGAUGAACAGGGUUGUGAAUAUUUAGAUUACCUGGAGGAUGACAUCAGGAAUGCAAAAUUACAGCAUAAAACGCCAACGAUAUAUGAGCCUAAGGCACUUAAGAGUAUAUCAGCAACAACAAGUGGUCUUCAUCAACCAUUAGGAUGCAAUCCUAAAAAAUACUUUCUUUGUAAUGAUAGACUAGCAUGUAUUCAACGUACACGUUAUUGCGAUGGACAUUAUGAUUGUUAUGAUGGAUCUGAUGAGGAUUCAGACUUAUGUGAAUAUUACAGAGACGAAGCAGACCGGGGUUGUACACCCACUCAGUUCCGAUGUGCUACUGGUGGCAAAUGCAUUGAAGAUAUCUACAGAUGUGAUGGUCGUCCUGAUUGUCCUGAUAGAAGUGAUGAAGAUUGUGGAGAGAAAAGUAUCACGAACGAUACUAUCACUCACGUUACCUAUCCGCAUAUAGAUUCGUCUGCACCUGGGUGGCCGGUGGAAUGUGAUCCUAGAACAGAAAUGACUUGUGGAGACGGUACAUGCAUUUCUUUAAGGCGCAGAUGUGAUGGUAGACCUGAUUGUUAUGACAACAGUGAUGAACGCGAUUGUGGAUCAUGUGAAUCCAACGAGUGGAGAUGCAGAAGUGGUGAAUGUCUAUCCAAAAGAGUAAGGUGUGACGGUCGACGUCAUUGUCGUGACGGAUCUGAUGAGGCCGGAUGCGUUACUGAGUGUCCGGCCAGAAUGUUUCAUUGUGACAACGGAUCGUGCCUUGAUCAAAGACGACGUUGUGACGGUCGUCUUGAUUGUCAUGAUGGAUCAGACGAGCUUUAUUGUCAAGCUACCCCCUGUCCUGAUGGUCAAUUACCUUGUGCCAAUGGUGUUUGUAUUUCUAAACAAUUCUUCUGUGAUCGUCAUGUAGAUUGUCAUGAUGGAAGUGACGAAUUUAAUUGCUCCAGCAGCUCGACGUAUCCACCUACCACUGAAUGCAGAAGUGAUCAGUAUACAUGUCGAGAUCGUACUUGUAUUCCACAGUCAGCAGUUUGUGAUGGGCGUCAAGAUUGUAUUACAAAUGAGGAUGAAUUGAAUUGUCGUCAUCAAUGCUCAAGAGGCCAAUUUCGAUGCAGCAAUGGUGAUUGUAUUUCUAGUAAUCAGAAAUGUAAUCGAGUCAUUGAUUGUGAUGACGGUUCUGAUGAAGAAGGCUGCGAAAUUACCACAGUUCCUACAUUCCUGCCAGAAGGACAUCAUUGCCCAACCGGACAAUUUGCUUGCAUUUCGGACAGAUCAUGUGUUUAUUACUCAGCACGUUGUAAUGGUAUUUCUGAAUGUCGUGACAGAUCUGAUGAAGAUGACUGCGAUGAUGACGCUAACAAAGGUGGACUUAACAUUAAAACAUAUCCAAGUGAACAACUGAUUAAAGAAAACCCGGCGCGGCAAGGUUACGAAGUUGUAUUCCACUGUCGGGAUGAAGGAAAUCUUCGAGCUGAAGUACGAUGGCUUCGUGGAAAUAACUUGUCUCUUCCGCCAGGAUCUCGAGACAUAAAUGGCCGUUUAGAAAUUCCUAACAUUCAAAUUGAACAUGCAGGACCCUACAUAUGUGAAGCUGUAGGUUAUCCACCAUCAGUUCCAGGACAACGAGUUACUGUUAAUCUUCAAGUGGAAAAAUAUGAUCCUCCAACAGCGCGACCACCACAAGUUUGCAAAUACGACGAAGCAACUUGCAGUAAUGGCGAUUGUAUUCCGAAACCUUUCGUAUGUGAUGGCAAAUUCGAUUGUACUGAUGGAUCAGAUGAAAUGAGAUGUAAUCCUCUUGGAUGUGAACCCAACCAGUUCCGUUGUGCUAAUAAGCAAUGCGUAAGUAAAAUCUGGCGAUGCGAUGGAGAUAAAGAUUGUACUGAUGGAAGUGAUGAAGAGAAUUGUGGGACACCACCACCUGGAUCUCCUUGCCGAUAUGAUGAAUUCCAGUGUCAUCAAUUUGAUCAAUGUAUACCGAAAAGUUAUCACUGCGACAUGGAACGAGACUGCCAAGAUGGUAGUGAUGAAAUCGGCUGUUCUUUAGUGUACAUUACGAAGCCUCCUGUACCAAUGUUGGUUCUUGAACCAGGAGAUACAAUGAUUUUAACAUGUUCUGCUGUUGGAGUACCUAUCCCUGAAAUAAAUUGGCGUUUAAACUGGGGUCAUGUACCUUCUAAAUGCGAUUCAGUAUCUGUUAAUGGUACUGGAACCCUUACAUGUCCCGACAUCACUGUUUCUGAUCAAGGAGCAUACUCUUGUGAAGCUAUAAAUGUCCGAGGUUUCGUUUUCGCUAUUCCAGAUACUAUUUUAACUGUAAAUGAAACUUCAGUUGUAUGUCCUAAAGGAACAUUUAAUUCAGAAGCAAAAAGACCUGAAGAAUGCAUUUCUUGUUUCUGUUUCGGAGUUGCUACGGAAUGUAGAAGUGCUGACUUAUUUAUUUAUCAAAUUCCACCUCCAUUCGAUCGUCACAGAGUUUUAGCUGUUGAGUUGUCUUCAACAUUACCGAGAAUUAAAGGAGAGUUGGGAAGUCAAUCAUUAGAAGUAGUACCUCUUGGUCGAGACGGAGUUGAUAUAUCAAUGCCUUAUUCUAACGAAUUAUCAUCUUAUGAUAUUCCCUAUUUUGCACUUCCUGAAGUUUACCACGGUAGUCAACUUAAAUCGUAUGGUGGAUAUUUACGGUACACAAUUAGAUAUAGCGGCAGUGGAAGACCAAAUAACUCUCCGUCCGUAAUUCUAAGUGGAAAUGGAAAUAUAUUAGUUCAUCGAGGACAGUCUCACGUGUCUGAUCAUGAAACAGAAGAGUCUGUUAGAUUUUUCUAUGGCGAGUGGUAUAAAAUUAAUAAUGGAUCAGAACGAUUGGCUACCAGACAAGAUAUUAUGAUGACACUUGCUGAUGUGGAUAAUAUUCUUAUUAAAGCUAAAUAUGAUGACUCUCCACAGUUAGAUGUUACUAUUACUGAUAUUCUUAUGGAUACUGCGGAUUCUAGAAAUACUGGAUUAGGCAGUGCCAGCUACGUCGAAGAAUGCUCAUGUCCAACUGGAUAUACUGGAUACUCUUGUGAGCAUUGUGCUCCUGGAUACCUUCGACGUAAAAGUGGCUCAUGGCUUGGAGAAUGCUACAGUGAUAAACCGCCUUGUCCUCCAGGUUAUUAUGGAGAUCCAUCACGAAAUAUUCCCUGCGCAGUUUGCCCAUGUCCUUUGACAAAUCCUGCUAAUCAAUUUGCUCGUACAUGUCGCCUUGGAUCAGAUCGUCAGCCUAUUUGCGAUUGUCCUCCAGGUUACAUUGGAAAAAGGUGUGAACAAUGUGCCGCAGGCUACCAUGGAAAUCCACUCAUUACCGGAGAUAUGUGUGUUCGUGAUCAACAAUGUGAUCCUCACGGAAGCUUAACACCUACAGCAGAUUCCGAAGGAAGAUGCCGAUGCAAGCAAUACGCCACUGGUUUAACUUGUGACCAAUGCAAGCCAAACACAUUCAAUUUAGCUUCGAAAAAUCAAUUUGGAUGUAUAAGCUGCUUCUGUAUGGGGAUUACAGACCGAUGUGUGUCAUCAAAUUGGUUUAGAAGCGAGAUCCAUGUAUCAUUUACUAAUUCAAUCAGAGGUUUUUCAUUGAUUGAAACAUUAAAUCCUAAUGCACCAUCAAUAACAUCUGGUAUCCGGCUCGAUUCUUCAAGACGCGAAAUAAUUUAUAGUGACUUUCCAAACCGUGGACAAGGAGAUGUUUAUUAUUGGCAACUUCCUAGUAUAUUCUUAGGUGAUCAAAUAACAUCAUACGGUGGUAAUCUUAAAUAUUCUGUAAGGCAUGUGCCAUCACCUGGAGGUCAAAGUUCCAAAAAUAAUGCCGCCGAUGUUGAAUUAAUCAGUGCAAACAAUAUUGAUCUUCAUUAUUAUUCUCGUGAAUCUAUAGAACCCAAUUCCCUGCAAUCUUUCACUGUUCCAAUCUUAGAACAAUUUUGGCAACGAGCUGACGGAAGCCCUGCUAACAGAGAACACUUGUUGAUGGCCUUGGCUGACGUUCAAGCUAUAAGAAUUAAAGCAACGUACACAACUCAUACUGCUGAGGCUGCACUUUCAUCAGUAUCCUUGGAAACAGCGGAAAAAUACAACACAGGAAAAGAAAGAGCUGUUGAAGUAGAAGAAUGUAGUUGCCCUGCUGGUUAUACAGGACUGUCCUGCGAAGAUUGUGCCGUUGGUUACUCUAGAGUAAAUGAAGGUCUUUAUUUAGGAGUUUGUGAGCCUUGUACAUGUAAUGGACAUUCUAAUCAUUGUGAUCCAGAGACUGGAAUUUGUGAACACUGUGCAGACCACACAACCGGAGAUAAUUGUGAGCUUUGUGAACAAGGCUACGUAGGAGAUGCUACACGAGGAACUCCUCAAGAUUGUCGACCCGAUUCAGGAUUACGUCCGGUAGAAACCUGCAACUGUAAUCUAGCUGGUUCCCAGUAUAAUCAGUGCAUAAAUGGUCAAUGUACAUGUAAAUCUAAUGUAGUCGGUGCUGAAUGUAAUCGUUGUCGACCUUCAACCUUUGGACUAUCUGCAGAAAACCCUAAUGGAUGUAAUGAAUGCUUUUGCAGUGGAGUCACUAAUCAAUGUUAUGAAAGCUCACUUUAUAUUCAACAAAUUCCUGUAUGGCUCUAUGAUUCUCACCAUGCUUUCACACUGACUGAUGCUUCUAGAGCAGACAUCAUUGAAGAUGGUUUUGAUCUUAACAUUAUGAGGAACGAAAUUGGUUAUCGGUUUACUCCAGCUAAUAGAAAUCGUCGAUUAUUCUGGUCUCUGCCAUCGGUAUUUAUCGGUAAUCAAGUUAAAAGUUACGGGGGAAACUUGACCUUGACGCAACGAUUCACUGCAAGACCUGGUGCUAAUCCUCUGAAAGAUCAAGAUGUAAUAUUGAGUGGCAAUGGAAUCACCCUUUUCUGGACUAACUCUCAAGAACCUUAUCCUAAUCAAACUAUCACGUACACAGUACGUCUUAGAGAAACAGAGUGGCGUAGAUUAUCGAAUGAAGGACCCAGAACUGCAUCCAGAACUGAUCUAAUGACUGUCUUAUCAAACCUCGAAGCCAUACUAGUGAGAGCUUCCUAUAGUGAAGGAAUGAUUGCUUCUUAUAUCAGUGAUGUUAGUCUUGAUACAGCCGUAGAAAACCCUGCUGGUUACAAACGUGCCACACAAAUUGAAGCUUGUAGAUGUCCUCAAGGCUAUACUGGAACAUCAUGUGAGUCUUGUGCUCGAGGAUAUUACCGAGACAUUACAAAUAGAUCAGUGAGCAUCCUGGGCUCUUGUAAUUUAUGUCCCUGCAAUGAUCAUGAAGAGAGUUGUGAAUUAAGCCGAGCUGGACAUGUCAAAUGCCACUGCCAUUCUGGUUAUGGUGGCCAAUAUUGCCAAGAAAUAGUUGAAGAGCCUGGUACUACAAAUCCUACUUAUCCAUUUGUCAAACCACCAAGAAUUGUUGUGACGAUUCAAGAAAAGAAAUUCCAAAUCGUACACAUUGGAAGCACUGUGAGAUACCAUUGUUCUGGAAAAUCAUUAGAUAAUGCACCACUUCAAAUAAGAUGGGAAAAAGAAGGUGGACGGCUACCAGAUCGAAGUGUAGUUGAUGCUCAAGGUUUAUUCAUAAUUCGCGAUGUCAAGGUAUCAGACAGUGGAGUUUACAUCUGUCAAGUCACUGAUGGUAUUGAUAUUGCAAUUGAGAAAGUUACACUUACUGUCGGAGGUUCUAAUCCAGUUGAACCAAAGGCUAUCAUUCGCCCAGUUUAUCAACAAGUGAAGGAAGGUGAACCUGUAGAAUUCUAUUGUGAAACUACCGGCAAUCCUGCUCCAGAAGUUGAGUGGAUACGUGUACAAGGGCAAAUGAAUCCAGAAGCAACUUUCCAUAACAACGUAUGGAGAAUUCCAGCUGUAACGAAAAAUGAUGCAGCUGAAUAUAAAUGUAUUGCUAGGAAUACAGUCGGUGUCAAUGAGCAAACAACGAUUCUUUAUGUUACUGAUAAUCCUGACAAACCACCAACUAAUAUUCAUCCUGAUAAAGGUCCUAUUAUUACUCCUCAUGAAUGGAUUGGUGCUAGUGGGGAUAUAGUGCGAAUGGUUUGUACUCGAUCGAAUUAUCACGCAAGCGUCAACUGGACUCGUUCAUCAGGAUUACCUCUUCCAUCAUCCGCAACUCAACGAGAUGGAGUUUUAACGAUCAGUAACCCUCAACCAAUUGAUUCAGGUCUUUAUGUGUGUAUCGCAACAAGUUAUCAAGGAACAGAAUCAAGCACAAGUGCUCAAAUUUCGAUUCAUACUCGAAACAAUCCACCGAGGGUUCAGGUUGAACCAGAAAGACAGACUGUAUCACAAGGAACAGGUGCAGAAGUAAAAUGUCAUAUCACUGAAUAUGAUCCAAAUCUUCAAAUUAAAUGGAUUAAAUAUGGAGAAUCAAUACUGAGACCUAAUGUUCAGCAACAUGGAAAUGUUCUGAAAAUUAAUAAUCCCCAGGUUUCUGACAGAGGAGUUUAUAUUUGUAGAGUAACAAAUGCUGUUGGUACAUUUGAGGCAAGUGCAAUGAUAGAAGUAGAACCACGAGAAACACCAGUAUUGGAACUUUAUCCAAAAGAUGUUCAAAUAGCAACAUUAGGUGGAUCAGCUGAUUUGCAAUGUCGAGUAGUCGCUGGAUUUCCAGUGCCAGAAGUUCAAUGGAGCAGACAAGAUAAUCGACCACUUCCGCCAAAUGUUAAUCAACUUCCUGGAGGUUUAUUACGAUUUGUAAAUAUUACUGUAAAUGAUGGCGGGGCUUACGUUUGUACAGCAGUCAAUGAUGUUGGUUAUCAGACAGCAGUAGCUCAUAUUGAAGUUCGUUCUCUUCCAGUUAUACAAAUUACUCCUAGUGGCGGAAUUAUCCGAGCUAAACUUCAUGAAAGAGUGAGAUUGACAUGUCGUGCCGAGGGAAUCCCUCAACCUAAUGUAGCUUGGAGUAAACAUGGCAAUAGCUUUCAGCUGUUUGGACCAUCUAGAGCAUCAUCCGCUACUCCUUUAACUGCUAUUCAUGAAAUUAUGUCCAUGUCAUUAGACGAUGAAGGAUCGUAUACUUGUCAAGCAACAAAUACAGCUGGAAUGACGGAAGAAAGGAUUCAAGUAGUAAUAGAUGAUGAUUAUAAUGAUGUUGAUGAAUAUCCCAAUUGUAGGGGUGAUGCAGCAUGUGAGUAUCCUGAGAAUCGUCGUCCUGGAUCAGGAUCUCAAGUAGUACAUCCUCCGAGAGGUCCAAAUGAAGGUGUUAGAAUUCCUGAAGACUUUUUGAGAAUUCCUGCUGGAGGUAAUGUGGAAAUAAGAUGUCAAGUCGCUGCACCGUAUGAUUCACGUAUUUACUUGGACUGGAAGAGAAGUGACAGAAGAAUAUUACCACCUGGUAGCACAGUUCAUAAUGGUAUAUUGACUAUUCCUGAAGUAACUAAAGAAGCCGCGGGAGAAUAUGUUUGUCUUGGAUUAGAUCACACCGGUGCUGAGUUAUUUAGAGCUAAAUCUCACUUGGAAAUAAUUUCUCCACCAAGAAUCGACUUAAAUCCAAACAGGCAAGUUGUAGCACCUGGAGAAAGUCCUUCAAUUAUAUGUACAGCAACUGGAGAUCAACCCUUAAAAAUAGAAUGGGUUGCAUUGGGUCGAUCAUUACCGCAUACUGUUAGCCAUCAUCAAGGUGUGCUUCGAUUCCAUGGAAUUACAUAUGCUGAUGCCGGAAAAUACGUAUGCAAAGCAACAAACGAUGCUGGUACUGCAGAAGCUGUUGCUGAAGUUUUAGUUAAUGAAAACACGUAUGAAGAUUUUGGAGUACGUGCCGUUGAGCGAAAUGUGAGCACGAUAACUGGAAGUUCUGUGAGACUAAGAUGUGAGACACGAGAACAAGUAACAAUUCACUGGAAUAGAGAAGGCCAACAACUACCACAAAACAUACGAAUUGGAGACAACUAUUUGGAAUUAACUAGAGUAAGACCUGAAGAUAGCGGUCGUUAUAUUUGCCAAAUUCGUAAUGCUCAUGGCGGUUCUUCUAGUGAUUACAUAAAUCUACAUGUUGCUCUUACUUAUUCGCUUGCGGAUUGCAUGCCAGUAUUCCCAUCGGUACUGUGUGCCAAUGGACUGUACCUAUGCAGAACUCAAGAGUGUAUUUCGUUGGAUAACAUUUGCGACGGCUAUGCACACUGCAACGACGCUACUGAUGAACGUUUCUGCCGCAUCUCGCGAUUCCGCCAAUAUCUUCAGCGACGACGCGCACCAGCAGGACCUAUUGUUCACAUUGAACCAUCCAGUGAUAUUGUAAAUAUUGGUGACUCUUUGGAUUUGCGUUGCAUAUUUUCUUCAAGACAUCCUGAUCGUCCAAGAUAUCAGUGGUAUAGAGCGAACCAUGAUUCAUUGCCAUCAACAGCGCAAGUUUACGAAGAGAAUCUAAGGCUUAUUAAUAUUCAGAUGAGUGAUAGUGGAGUGUAUAGAUGUAGGGUUGACUCGAAAGAAGGUGGAUUCGUUCAAGAAUAUAAUCUUGUUGUUCAAGGUGGGGAAAAUGAUGAACCAGCUGUAGAAGUGAAGAGCGUCCCAUAUGGCUCAAGUAUCGAAAUGGAAUGUCGAGUUAAUUUAGAAGAACCAAUCAAAUACAAGUGGAGUAAACUUGAUGGUAUUCUUCCUGCAGUAAUAACUCGAGAUAAUAAAAUUCAGUUAAUCAAAGUGAGGGCUGAGGAUGCAGGCACUUAUAUUUGUACAGCAUCAAACGGACUGGAGAGUUCAGAGGUUCCUAAAGUUUUGGUUGUCACAGGAGUUGUACCUAAUUUUAACCAAGCGCCCAGAAGUUACAUAGCACUUUCUCCAUUGCCUGAUUCAUAUCUGAAAUUCAAUAUUGAGGUUUCUUUCAAGCCUGAAAGUUAUGAUGGAAUUAUUUUCUAUAAUGCAGAGUCGGCCGAUGGAAAUGGAGAUUUUGUAAUCUUGUCACUGGCUGAAGGAUAUCCGGAAUUUAGAUAUGAUCUAGGUUCUGGUCCAGCUACAAUUCGAUCGGAUAAGACUAUUUCAUUGGGAGUAUGGCACACAAUUAAACUCCAACGUAACAGAAAAGAAUGUAUCAUGGUGGUUGAUGGUGAAGGUCCUUACAAAUCAGCAUCGACUGGUAGGAAACAAGGACUAGACGUAAAAGAACCUCUCUAUGUUGGUGGAGUACCCGAAUCUGUUGUCCUGUCUGAUCGAACUGGCACAAUCCGCGUAGGACUCGUUGGCUGUAUCUCAAGAAUGAUUGUAGGUGAAAAGACACUUGAUCUAAUUGGAGAUCAAACUGACAGCGUUGGAGUAACUACUUGUGAAACUUGCGCUGAGAACCCAUGUCACAAUUCUGGCGUUUGUCAAGAAGCUCCUACAAAGCACGGAUAUAUGUGUCUUUGUCGUGCAGGAUACAGUGGAAAGCUUUGUGAUAAAGUCGGACAAUCUUGUUAUCCAGGUGCUUGUGGACAGGGUACAUGUAUUGAAGUGGAAAGUGGAUUCGAAUGUCGCUGCCCUCAUGGAACUUCAGGAACUUAUUGUGAACGUGCUGCUGAGAUACGUCGGCCUUCUUUUAAUACCGAUCAUUCAUAUCUCGCAUAUGAAACACCAAAAGCUGCUAGACGGCUGAAAGUAACAUUGAACUUCAAUCCUACGCACAAUGGAGAUGGAAUAUUGAUGUAUUGUUCACAAAGUGACGAAGGACAUGGAGAUUUCGUUGCGCUUAUUAUCAAAGAUAGAGUCGUAGAGUUUCGCUUUGAUAUUGGUACUGGAAUGGUUGUGGUACGAUCCAAUUACACGAUUCAACCUGGAGUUUGGACGAGGGUCAUCCUCAACCGAGACUUCAAAGAUGGCAAAUUGUCAGUUAACGAUGAACCUUUAGUGGAGAGACGAGCACCAGGAACUAAGAGAACUAUGACACUCAAUACUCCUUUAUAUAUUGGAGGCGUGAAUCAGAGUCGAAUUAGAAUUAAUAAAAACGUUGGAGUUCAACGUCAUUUCCAUGGAUGUAUUAACGAAUUGGAAGUUUCAACCCUGAAUGUUAAACUUCUGAACUCAACAAUUGAUUCAUCAAACAUCGAUGAAUGCAGUAUACCAUCGAUUCCUUGGCAAAUAAAUCCUACAGUUGCCACCAUGCCAGUCUUUCAGCAUGAACAUCCAUUAUCCACACACUUUCCAUUCAUCAUCUCGACAAAUCGAUAUGAUUCCUGUCAAACGAACCCAUGCAUUCACGGUGUUUGUCAGCUUUCCAGCAAUUUUUAUGGAUACUCCUGCGUUUGCGAGUACGGAUACGCUGGCAUUAAUUGCGAAAAUGUAUUGAAGCAAUGUGAAUUAUUAGCUCCAUGUAGAAAUGGUGGAACAUGCAUUGACAUUCAUGGUCCAUAUAAAUGCGAUUGUUCUCUUGGGUUUACUGGGAGAAACUGUGAAAAACAAACUGAGAUAGCAUACGACGUAGCUUUUCGAGGUGAUGGUUGGCUGGAGCUUACAGGUUCUGUCAUGCCACAUAAUGAACAGCGUGAGGUGCUUUGUUUUGAAAUCUCUACAAAUAAGAGCAAUGGAUUAAUUAUGUGGCACGGACAGCUACCUAAUGAACGGAAUUAUGAUGAUUACAUAGCACUUGCUGUUGUAGAUGGGUACAUCGAGUAUCAAUACGACUUGGGUUCUGGUCCAGCAGUUAUUCGGGUGCCUACGCAACGAGUAGAUGAUGGUGAACGACAUAGAAUUAUUUUAAAACGUCAAGGAAGCGAUGGUAGCAUAGAAUUAAACGGAGACCACACAGAAAGCGGAGUAAGCGAUGGACUUCAGCAAACUUUAAAUGCUCGAGGCAAUGUUUACUUAGGCGGAGUCCCGGAUUAUGCAAUGACUAACAGAAAAUAUCAUGAGGGAUUUUCUGGAUGUAUCUACACAUUUGAAGUUCAAGAUUCUGGUGCUAUUGACAUUGGUGAGAAGGCUGUGAGAGGAAAAAAUGUGGCUGCUUGUACAAACGAUAUAGAUUAUUUUUCCAACGAUCUUCCAACAAGAGGUGAUCUUGGAGGCGCAAAAUCACUACAAGGAUUUGCCUAGAGAUGAUAAAUUAUUGCGCUUGCCGUUUUUUUAUCCAAUUUGCAUAAUAUAUGCGAUAUAUAUUUAAAAAAAUGUAAAUGACAAGACUCAUGCCAGCUGUGCGCAUUUUAAAGUAAUCUUCUUACUUUAUACAUUGCAAGCGAUAACAGAUUUAAAGUCCAAAUGCUUUUUUUGUGAAUGCAGAAUACUUUUAUACAUAAUUCUGAUGUAGGAAAAGAAGCUGGACUUGUAUAAUAUACGUAACUAAAAAUUUCUACGCAAAUAAGAGGAUAAAAAUGUUGGUGCAAUUUAUAAUCAUUAUUAUAUAUAUACUACAACUUUUUAUUUGAAAAUUUUAUUAAUAAUUUUUUGAUAUCCAAGUAUGCGACAAAUACCUCUGAUAGAUUAAAUAUUACUCAAUUGAGUAUGUAAUAUAAUUUUCACUGCCAUUGUUCAUUUUCUUCAAAAUCAAGUUACUAGAAAUCUUUAUUCUAUUGAAUUAUGUGAACAGUAUUUUAACUUUUUUAAAAUUUUGUUUCAAAGAAAGCAAUGCAUUCGAGUGAAGACUUGAUAAACCAAUUAUAGUUAUCAUUUUUUGUUAAAUUUGAUAGGUACUUGAUAUCAUAUUAAACAGAUUAAUUUAAAUUUUAAAAACUUUUUUACAAUUUAUUUCAUCUUAUUUU
Messenger RNA from Chelonus insularis, 16700 nucleotides. RefSeq names its product terribly reduced optic lobes (gene trol). NCBI's taxonomy places the organism in Eukaryota, Metazoa, Arthropoda, Insecta, Hymenoptera, Braconidae. The record is from RefSeq and is a predicted model, not a curated record. The coding region runs from base 367 to 16038 and encodes 5223 amino acids. Gene Ontology annotation, cellular component: plasma membrane. The transcript is spliced from 45 exons. Gene Ontology annotation, molecular function: calcium ion binding; zinc ion binding; protein binding.